AUGGCAAAUAAAUGGAGAAUGUUAAAUUCUAACAAAAAUCCAGAGUCAUUGAGUGUAUUUAGUGGCCUAAAUAUCGAUUUGGAGACAUAUUGCAAGGAAAUAGAUGGUAAACUUGCCAAUAUUUCCUGGGUAAAGUCAGUUUCGGAAUCUUUUGGAUGCCGACCUUGUUACUUAAUGUUUGGGGGGGUAUCCAUAUUGGUUCUAAUAGUGAGUAUGGGUUAUGCUGGAGCACUGAUUUGUAACUUAGUUGGUUUUAUUUACCCUGCAUAUAUGAGUUUCAAGGCACUAGAAACACCAGGGAAGUUGGAUGACAAACAGUGGCUCACUUACUGGGUAGUUUAUGCCAUAUUUAACAUUCUAGAAGUUUUCAUCGACAUUAUACUCUUCUGGAUGCCAUUUUACUACUUAUUCAAGCUCUGUUUUCUAUUCUGGCUAUUUUUGCCUCAAACAACAGGAGCUGUAAUGUUGUAUAAUAAUAUUUUUCGACCAUUGCUGAUCAGGUUUGAAAAAAAAAUAGAUAUCACAAUUGAGAAUGUUUUGGAUGUAUCAAACUCAGCGAGGCUUGUCGCCCAACGAUAUUCAAAAAAACUACUAGAGGGCUCUGAAAAAAUAGAGUAA
Messenger RNA from Cryptosporidium ubiquitum, 618 nucleotides. RefSeq names its product TB2 DP1 HVA22 family integral membrane protein. The coding region runs from base 1 to 618 and encodes 205 amino acids. Lineage: Eukaryota; Apicomplexa; Conoidasida; Eucoccidiorida; Cryptosporidiidae. The record is from RefSeq and is a predicted model, not a curated record. The transcript has a single exon.